Pyrenophora tritici-repentis Pt-1C-BFP is the source of this 1200-nucleotide messenger RNA. The record is from RefSeq and is a predicted model, not a curated record. NCBI's taxonomy places the organism in Eukaryota, Fungi, Ascomycota, Dothideomycetes, Pleosporales, Pleosporaceae.
AUGAACAUCGAUGAUAUCGUGAUACCAGAUCCAAGAAAUCAUCCCGAAAAUGCGAAUCUACCAAACGUCAAUCAGCCUGAGACGAUACUUGGUGUCACUCUUGCCUUCCUGGCAAUCGCUGUCAUCACCUUGAGUCUUCGGAUAUGGAUUCGGAUAAGAGACCGACUUUGGGGAUGGGAUGACUUCUUCGUCAUCCUUGCAGGUAUUGCGAGUUUCGUUGGAGACAUUCUCGUAUGCAUGAUGCCUGAAGAUGGUUUGGGUCUUCACUUGUGGACGCUCGAUCCUGCACAUCUGAUUGCAUACUUCAAGCACAUCUAUUCGACAAACUCUGCAUAUGCUGCCAGUACUGCACUCAUCAAGCUCUCUAUCCUAUUCCAGUAUCUCCGCCUCUUCACUGAAGCUGCACCAAGUGGUAGUUCCACCCAAUAUCGACUUGCUCGGCGACUUACCUGGGGUCUCAUCGCGAUAUGCGCAGUAUGGGGCUGCACCUUCUUCUUGCUAGCGCUCUUCCCCUGCAGGCCCAUUGAAAAGAACUGGAACCCGCUUCUCGACGGUAAAUGCAUUGGUUGGGGUACCAAGGACCCUGACAAGUUCUACGUUGCUAUUGGCCGUAUGAUUGCCAUGUCUGUCAACCGCGCUGGUACCGUACCGGUCCUCGACAUGACAUACCACACGCCCAUCAUCUACAUCUUCGCCGUUCUUGAAGUCAACUUCGCCAUCAUCACAGCCUCAAUACCCAUCUUCUGGCCUGUCAUCGCAACACUAGCGUCCAACAAAAUCUUCGUUGUCAACGAGGUCGAGAUCCACGUCGAACACGUCACGAGGAAUGAUAGCCUGGACUCCAAGGGCAUUAGUCUCGGUGACCGAAAAGGAAGCGGUGCUAGUGGGGACAACAAGCUCGGCCACCUAACGACCAUUGCCGACCGCGGCACCAGAAAGUCGAGCGAGAAGGGCCACCACCAGCACAAAACCAGCAAUGCCUCGACAGCCCGGUCCAUGGGCAUCGAUAUUUCAGGCAACCGUAAGCCCAGCGAUGCGUCAUCGGUGGGACGCACAAUAGGCAUGGACCUCACAGGACGCACGAGCCAAGAAUCUUCACAACAUCUCUACCGCAUCCCGAAUCAGAGCGGGUUGAGCCCUGCUUACUUUUGUUAUUUUAUCUUUUUGGGGGGAUUUGAGUUCCCGUGGUUCACCCGGUAG